AUGAAUGGUGACAACGUCCACUUCUGCAGAGACCACCAGAGGGUCUCCCUGCAUCCCCAAGGGAUGGACUCUGAGGCUGUGGCUCCCUCAACCCCCAAGAUGCGAAGGAUUGUUCUGGCUGCCCUGGCAUUCAUUACUGUGAUCCUUGCCUUCUCUCUUGUGGUUCUCUUUGCUGUGGUUUUACAGAGCCCAAGGCCUGCAACAGAAGAUGCCUCCUUCCAAAAGUUUACAGGAGACAACACUACAGGGAAGUUACCUGUGGACCCCUGCAAAUUGCAGAUGUUUAAGUGCCAUGUGGAGAAUCCCAACACCUGGAGCAUGGAGAUCCAGAUGUUGAUGGGCAGAGUGGACAAUGUCAGUUCUCAGGUUCAGAUGCUCAGUGGUCAUCUGGAAGACACCAGUGCUGAUGUCCAGAUGGCAAAAAACCUUCUAAAGGAUGCCAAUACCUUGAGAAUCCAGACCCAGAUGCUAAGGAGUUCCCUGGAAGGGGCCAAUAUUGAGAUCCAGAAACUAAAGGGAGAUGUGGAAGAGGCAAAUGCUUUAAAUUUCCAAAUCCAGAGUUUCCUAAGAAGCAGUUCUGAAAACACUAGCACUGAGAUCCAAUUAUUAAGAGGUCAUUUGGAAAGGGCUUGUAAUAAGAGUCGCUUAUUACAGAGAGAUUUGGAAACAGUCACUACCCAGGCUGAAGUGGCAAAAAACCGUCUAGACCAGACAGAUGCUCAGAUCCAUGCACUGAAAACAGAGCUGAAAGACAUGAGUAGUUCAAAUUCCCAGAGCACUGAAACUCUAACAAGGAAAAUCCAGGAGACACAGGGUCACCUGGAGACUUUCCUUGCCUCCACUGCUUCCCAGGAGCAGCUACAGAAGACACAAAAUCAACUUCUUGAGCUGAUCCUGAAAGGCUGGAAUAUCUACGAGGGGAACCUGUAUUAUUUUUCUCAUAUCAAGAAGUCUUGGCAUGAGGCUGAACAGUUCUGUGUGUCCCAGGGAGCCCACUUGGCCUCGGUGACUUCUGUAGAGGAACAGGCAUUUCUGGUCAAGUUCACACAAACCUCUAACCACUGGAUUGGUCUCACCGACAGAGGCACAGAGGGCUUCUGGCGCUGGGUAGAUGGGACGCCAUUCAAUAAUGCCCAGAGCAGAGUUCCUUGUCCCAAGGGUUGCUGCCCUGUCAGGAGGCAUGUGAGUGUGGAUUCUGGGGUGGGAGCUUGUAGCUUCAGAUACCCUUCCCAUAGUAACUAA
Messenger RNA from Condylura cristata (star-nosed mole), 1242 nucleotides. It is a transcript of the gene CLEC4F, whose product is annotated as C-type lectin domain family 4, member F. The transcript has 7 exons. Bases 1 to 1242 code for a protein of 413 amino acids. The record is from RefSeq and is a predicted model, not a curated record. NCBI's taxonomy places the organism in Eukaryota, Metazoa, Chordata, Mammalia, Eulipotyphla, Talpidae.